Messenger RNA from Sabethes cyaneus, 1715 nucleotides. RefSeq names its product putative serine protease K12H4.7. The transcript has 2 exons. The coding region runs from base 123 to 1652 and encodes 509 amino acids. Gene Ontology annotation, molecular function: serine-type exopeptidase activity; dipeptidyl-peptidase activity. Gene Ontology annotation, biological process: proteolysis. Lineage: Eukaryota; Metazoa; Arthropoda; Insecta; Diptera; Culicidae. The record is from RefSeq and is a predicted model, not a curated record.
AUCAAAGGUCAACGUUUUACUACCGGUUGCGCUAUCUCAAGAAAAGAUUUUACUGUUUAUUCGACACACAGCGUUAGUUAGAGUUGCUGCUUCUGCUAGAAUAGUCAAUGGUGUUUAUGUGAAUGUUUAAAAUGUUCGUGAAAGGGUGGCUACUAUUGAGUGUAUUCCUCAUAAUUGCGGUGUAUAAUCCAGUUAAGUGCAUCAGGCGGUUUUGGAGAGGCAAGCAUUUUUCGGUCGAUACUACUUCCUUGCGGCAUGAAUCGUCAUUCCAAGGUUUCUCCCAUAACGAUGUUCAAACGCUUUGGUUCGAACAGCUUUUGGAUCACAACGAUCCUACCAAUUCGGCUACUUGGCAGCAGCGGUAUUACGUGAAUGAUAAGUAUUUCAAUGCAACAAGUGGUAAUGCACCGGUAUUUUUAAUGAUCGGAGGCGAGGGAGAGGCUACUGCCCGUUGGAUGACUGAAGGGGCCUGGAUUCAUUAUGCCGAAGAGCAUGGGGCGUUGUGCUUUCAGCUUGAACAUAGAUUUUACGGUAAAAGUCAUCCGACCGAAGAUCUAGCAACGGAAAAUUUGGCUUUUCUUACAUCCGAACAAGCACUGGCUGAUUUGGCUUACUUCAUAGAAGCUAUGAACGGAAAAUUUCAGCUGACACCGCAAAAUUUGUGGAUUGCUUUUGGUGGUUCCUAUCCGGGAUCUUUGGCUGCUUGGUUGAGAGAAAAAUAUCCUCACUUGGUACAUGGCGCGGUCAGUAGCAGUGGACCUCUGUUGGCGAAAAUAGAUUUCAGUGAGUACUUCCAAGUGGUGGUGGACUCCCUGGGACGCUACUCAAAGCAGUGCGUUGAGGAUGUUAAAAGCGCCAUGAGUCAGGUUGAGCUUAUGCUGAAACAUAUGAUUGGUCAGAGGAGCCUUACCGAAAAGUUUGUUCUUUGUGAUCCGGUUGAGAAAUCCAUAACCAAUCCGCUUGAUAUUACAAGUCUAUUUGAAGCGAUUGCUUCCAACUUUGCCGGUGUGGUGCAGUAUAACAAGGAUAACAGUCCUCACGCUAAGAUUACUAUCGAUCAGGUGUGUGACGUGAUGACCAACCAAACCGUUGGGGUUCCUGUUUCACGGUUGGCUAAAGUAAAUGAAAUGAUUCUGAAGCAAGACGGUGAGAAGUGCUUGGAAUACGUGUACGAUAGCCAAGUGAAGCAGAUGCAAAAUAUUUCCUGGAAGGCGGAAGUUUCGAAUGGAGCUCGUCAGUGGACCUAUCAAACUUGCAAUGAAUUCGGAUUCUAUCAAACAUCUGAGCAGCCGGAGUCUGUAUUCGGGAACAGAUUUCCAGUGGAAUUCUUUGUGCGUCAAUGCACAGAUAUCUAUGGACAAAAGUUUAACGCCCAAACGUUGAACCGGGCUGUGUAUAGAACCAACACAAACUACGGAGCUCUCAAUCCUGCGACUACAAAUGUGUUGUACGUGCACGGCUCCAUUGAUCCAUGGCAUCGAUUGGGUUUGAUCGAAAGCAACGAUAUCCACACGCCGACCAUAUUUAUCGAUGGAACAGCUCAUUGUGCCAACAUGUACGAACCUAAGGAGGAUGAUUUUCCGCAAUUGAAGGCUGCACGUGUGCAGAUCAAUUCCUUUAUCGGAAAUUUACUCCAGGUAAGCUCGAGAUAAAACACCCAAAAGUUUAUUGAUAUUCUGAAUACAUGACUUAUAUACUCUCUCUUCACAAUUGAA